AUGGUUGCAAACUGGCUCGGCAAGCACCAUGCGAGCUACUACCUGGAGCAGGUGAGGAACAGGAACUUGAACAUCACAUGGCAGGCGAAGAUGUACAGCUGCCAUGGCUGCGUUCGCUGCAUGACGCUGUAUUAUUUCACGGACAUCCAGAAUGUCGUGGAGCUGAUUGAGAUAUUUUUGCUCAUUAUCGCCAGCUACUUCAGUGCUCUUCUGGCUUCCAUGAUGGGGAACGCCCUGGAGAACUGUCCGAUGAUCGACGUCCACUUCGAGGCAGAUCCCACGCAGCGAAAGUCUGUGGACUUACAUCAGACGGAAGUCUCCUGCCUCGGCAUGAUUGGUAGAACAUUCUUCUUCCGCUACCACUACUGCGGCGUUCCCAAGCACAUGCAAUAUCAGGAGGAGGGCAUUCGGAAGCAGGUGCAGAAGGGGCUGCUGGACACCAAAAAGCUUCCUGAUCCGUUUCAGUUUGUUGACAAUGCGAAGACUUGGGAUCAGUACAAUCUCUUUGACGUCAAUGCAACUCGGCGAUUCAACGUCCACCGGGAGCUGCUAGGCUUUCUGGAGGGCGAGGAGGUGAUCAAUGCUUGGACAGUUCCACCGCGACUGACACGAAAUCAGAAGAUUAUCAUAGCUUGCGGCAUCAUCUUCUUCAUCUUGGGACCGAUUAUCACUGCUUUGAGAAAAGGAAGGAUGCAGUGCGCCGGCGAAGCACUCCUGGGCACCAUCUUUUGCUGGAAGUACAUUGAAUUCUUCGUCCUCAAGCGACGACCGCAAGCAGGGAUCGUGUUAACAACGCGCCGAAUAUUUCAAGUGACGAAGACACCCCGUUUUUUUGGGCUCAUGGGGUACACUGAGCCCCUCAUCAAGCUUGACGUGCUGGUGCACAACUGUGGAAUCUUCUACGGUCAGCUUCAAAUGGAGUCCGCAGUGCCUUUUUUCCGCAAGGUCAUCUGUGCACUCUUGAAGAUGCCGCCAAGCCGCCAGGGACAAGUUCUCGCACAGGGCCCUGUGGGCAUUUUCAAGAUGUGGCGAGAGCGCGGGGACACCUACAACGUCAUGAACUACAUCUCGCAGGUGUGCUACCUCACGCCCCUAGCCUCCUUGAAUCCAAGGAUGGGCAAGGCCCUUAUGUAUAACGAGAAAGUCGCGGGUGAGCUUGAGCCCGAAGACCCUCCAGGUUCCAAAGCGUGCUGCCCGCACACACCGCCACCACCUAUGAUGGGCAAUGCGAAAAGCAUCCUGGAUCGGUAUUGCAAGCGCAUCAAAGGAGAACAAAACGUGUACGGAAGAAAACUGGUGACGAGGCCAUCCAGAUGCAAAGACCUCUUCUGUGGGCGUGGGUGCAACUGUGGUUGCGAGUGCUGCUGUUGCUGCCAGCUGGACGAGAUGCUCACAGAAUUCAUCAUCAGUACGCACCGGAUACUCGUGGAGCAGCGGGCAGCACAGCGCUACUGUCGCUGUACGGCGAUGUGCCGGAAAACUCCCAGCAUCCGCGUCACAUUUCUGGCACAUAACCAGGCCGCCGCCUACGUGGGGUUGAUGCCAGUGAAGGCCCUCACGCGCACGAAGAUCCAGCAGGACUUCACCAUCAAGUUGCUGCAGCAGGGCGCGCGUGAAUAUCAGCAAGGACUAAUGCUGCAUCAAAAGCCGUACGUGAUCGCUGGAAAGAAGGACUUGCCCAUCAAACACAAGGUGUGGGUUCCACACAUCAAUAUGAUCUUCGAUAUGUUGACACAGAAGGCCGCCUUCCAUGACGAUAGCUCAGGAGUUUCAGACGACGACUCGGAAGAAGAGGAGUUCUACGAACAGAUGAUGAAAUGA
Messenger RNA from Symbiodinium pilosum, 1821 nucleotides. The record is from the annotation of a GenBank genome assembly. Lineage: Eukaryota; Dinophyceae; Suessiales; Symbiodiniaceae.